This is a messenger RNA of Malaclemys terrapin pileata, 2613 nucleotides long. Its product is annotated as zinc finger protein 850-like. Lineage: Eukaryota; Metazoa; Chordata; Testudines; Emydidae. Gene Ontology annotation, cellular component: nucleus. The record is from RefSeq and is a predicted model, not a curated record. The transcript has a single exon. Bases 1 to 2613 code for a protein of 870 amino acids. Gene Ontology annotation, biological process: central nervous system development; regulation of transcription by RNA polymerase II. Gene Ontology annotation, molecular function: DNA-binding transcription factor activity, RNA polymerase II-specific; RNA polymerase II cis-regulatory region sequence-specific DNA binding.
AUGACUCCUGUCUGGAUUGUGUCUCUCCCAGUAGGUGCUGAGCGAGAGAGUGAGAAUCAGCAGGGGAAUCAUCAUGAGGAAGUUCCCGGGGAAGUGGAACUGCAGGGGACCUUUGUAGGAAGAGCUGAAGGGAAUUUUUCCCAGUGCUUGGAGCAGGAAGAAGGCUGGGGUAACUGGCACAGGUCAGAGAGGCUUCUGGAAAACCACGCAGGGAAGAGAGUGGAUGAAUCUAUUAACGCUGGGGGAGGAGGCAAGGAUCCCAGAGCGCAGCAGACAAAUCCCAAGGAAGAGACACCCGGGCACUACCCUCAGUUUGCGAAAGAAUUCAUUGUGAGAUCACAGCUUGUGACACAUCAGAAAAUCUAUACUGGAGGGAAACCCCCUCAAUGCUUGGACGAUGGGGAAAGUUUUAAUAAGCUCUCAGAUCUUAAUAACUAUGGGAGCAGCCACACUGAAGAGAAACCCGCUCAAUCCCUCCAGUGGGGGAAAUGUUUCAUUUCGAAGACACAUAUAAUUAGACAUCAGUUAAGCCACACAAGGGAGAGACCCCAUAAGUGCUUGGACUGUGGGAAAAGAUUCAUAAGAAAGUCAAACCUUGUUAAACAUCAGGCAAUCCACAGAGGAGAGAGACCCCACAAGUGCUUGGACUGUGGGAAAAGUUUCAUACAGAAGUCAAACCUAGUUCGUCAUCAGGCAAUCCACACAGGAGAAAGAUGCCACAAGUGCUUGGACUGUGGGAAAAGUUUCAUAAGAAGGUCAGACCUUGUUAAACAUCAGGCAUUACACACAGGAGCGAGACCCCACAGGUGCUUAGACUGUGGGAAAAGUUUCAUACAGAGGUUAGAGCUUGUUAAACAUCAGGCAAUCCACACAGGAGAGAGACCCCACAAGUGCUUGGACUGUGGGAAACUUUUCAUACAGAGGUCACACCUAGUUCGUCAUCAGGCAAUCCACACAGGAGAGAGACUCCACAAGUGCUUGGACUGUGGGAAAAGUUUCAAAAGAAGGUCACACCUAGUUCGUCAUCAGGCAAUCCACACAGGAGAGAGACUCCACAAGUGCUUGGACUGUGGGAAAAGUUUCAAAAGAAGGUCACACCUAGUUCGUCAUCAGGCAAUCCACACAGGAGAGAGACCCCACAAGUGCUUGGACUGUGGGAAAAGUUUCAUAAGAAGGUCACACCUUGUUAAACAUCAGGCAUUACACACAGGAGCGAAACCCCAUAAGUGCUUGGACUGUGGGAAAAGUUUCAUACAAAGGUCAGACCUUGUUCAUCAUCAGGCAAUCCACACAGGAGAAAGACCCCACAAGUGCUUGGACUGUGGGAAAAGUUUCAUAAGAAAGUCAAACCUUGUUAAACAUCAGGCAAUCCACACAGGAGAAAGACCUUACAAGUGCUUGAACUGUGGGAAAAGUUUCAUAAGAAAGUCAAACCUUGUUCAACAUCAGGCAAUCCACACAGGAGAGAGACCUCACAAGUGCUUGGACUGUGGGAAAAGUUUCAUGAAAAGGUCAGACCUUGUUAAACAUCAGGCAUUACACACAGGAGCGAGACCCCACAGGUGCUUAGACUGUGGGAAAAGUUUCAUACAGAGGUUAGAGCUUGUUAAACAUCAGGCAAUCCACACAGGAGAGAGACCCCACAGGUGCUUGGACUGUGGGAAACUUUUCAUACAGAGGUCACACCUAGUUCGUCAUCAGGCAAUCCACACAGGAGAGAGACUCCACAAGUGCUUGGACUGUGGGAAAAGUUUCAAAAGAAGGUCACACCUAGUUCGUCAUCAGGCAAUCCACACAGGAGAGAGACUCCACAAGUGCUUGGACUGUGGGAAAAGUUUCAAAAGAAGGUCACACCUAGUUCGUCAUCAGGCAAUCCACACAGGAGAGAGACCCCACAAGUGCUUGGACUGUGGGAAAAGUUUCAAAAGAAGGUCACACCUUGUUAAACAUCAGGCAGUCCACACAGGAGAGAGACCCCACAAGUGCUUGGACUGUGGGAAAAGUUUUAUAGAAAGGACAGAACUUGUUAAACAUCAGGCUUUACACACAGGAGAACGACCUCACAAGUGCUUGAACUGUGGAAAAAGUUUCAUAAGAAGGUCACACCUUGUUAAACAUCAGGCAAUCCACACAGGAGAGAGACCACACAAGUGCUUGGACUGUGGAAAAAGUUUUAUAAGAAAGUCAAACCUUGUUCAACAUCAGUCAAUCCACACAGGAGAGAAACCCCACAAGUGCUUGGACUGUGGGAAAAGUUUCAUGAAAAGGUCAUACCUUAUUAAACAUCGGGCUAUCCACACAGGAGAGAGACCCCACAAGUGCUUGAACUGUGGGAGAAGUUUCAUAAGAAGGUCACACCUUUUUUAUCAUCAGGCAUUACACACAGGAGAGAGACCCCACAAGUGCUUGGAGUGUGGGAAAAGCUUCAGAAGAAAGUCAAAACUUGUUCAACAUCAGACAAUCCACACAGGAGAGAAACCUCACAAGUGCUUGGACUGUGGGAAAAGUUUCACAGAAAGGUCAAACCUUCGUAAACAUCAGGCAAUCCACACAGUAGAGAGCCCCACAGGUGCUUGGACUGUGGGAAAAGUUUCAUACAGAGUUCAGAGAUAG